UGGCAGCGGCGACAGCGAGUAUGCAGAUUACAGUUGCCCGUCCGACCGGUUGCAGCAGCUGGAGCACCGGCAAACGACGGUGGGCGUAUGGGAGCACAUCCGGAAAAUUCCUCUACAUAAAUAUUCUGCCCGUACUGCUGCUGCUGCUGCUGCACAACGCACUUUUCGUUGGCGGGCUGCGCAAAGGCAAGCUGGUGCUGCCGAGCUCCUAUACCGCCCUUGGGGAUGAUCUGGAUGUGCAGCUGCAUGCCGAUCCGCACGAGUUGGCGACGGUGGACCGGUUAAAGUUGGAGAUAUCGCGCCAUCUACCGGGUGCGGCUGGUACUGUAGCUACUACGCUAGACAUACGGGUGGACGUGAACCACAACGUGACCCAGAUUAAGGUACCGUGCUACCACUUUCUGCACGGUGGACAUUACGAGUUGGCAGUGUUGGAGGAGAAUGCGAGCCAUUCCCGAUUGGGACAGCUGAUGGACGAACGACUCCGCCAACCGUUGCAUGUUAGUUGGCCUUCGGUACGGAUAGCGAUCGUGCCAAACCGAACCGACACCUACCCGGAACUGAAGAUCCAAGGAUUGCUCGAGUUCCGAGACGUUCGCUGUCAACUUCCGACCCAAGGGGUCGACUCACUGGAUCUCCCGGAGUUAUGGCUGGAACUGUUCUACUGUGGCAAAUCCGUAGAGUCUUGCAGUCACGGUAACAACUCACAACCUUUCUCGCGGGCGCAAGUUCUCUACACGGAGCAGGUGCGUGGACUUCCACCCAGCCGUGUAGUCGAUUUUCGGUGCGAUCUUUUCGGGCUGGCCGGAUACUAUGGGUUGCAUCUGAAGUCGGGUACGGGUGAGCCGGAUGAUCCAUCGAUGAGAGCACUGUUGCAGGCCCGCGCUCUACUGCAAGCCGACUGGAGCAAGCAGUACGUGUUUACUGUACACACCCGAAGUAUCUUUCCCUGUGAUCCACACGGCUCUGGAAUACGUGUACUGUUCCAGUAUCCGGCCUGCAUCCUGAACCAAGCGGACAGGGUACGGGUGUAUGCAAAGUUGCGGGCGGAUGUCCUAUCGUUAGCACCGCCCACCUCCCUCCAUUACAUCGCGGAACAGCGCGUCAGCAAGGGUCAACAUUCGCUGUACUUCGAGUGUGAUCUGUUCUACGAGAAGUUCGUCGAGUAUUGCUUCGUGUACGUUAGUCAGGCGAUAUCGGGUGCGGUCGCGGAUAUACGGAUGGACUGUGUACCAACGCUGCCGGUGUCAGCUUCCGAUUCCGGUGGAUGGGGACCCUGGAGCAACUGGACGCACUGUUCGACAACAUGCCGGGGUGGCAUAAGAAAUCGCUAUCGAUUUUGUGACUCGCCACCACCACGCUACGGUGCAAAGUUUUGCGAGGGUCCUUCAGUGCAAACGGAGCGAUGCGGGUUGGACACGGCAGGCGAUUCUUGGGAGUGCAUGUUCAGCCCCGCUAUCGGUGGCAUCAACCUGCCACUAGAGAUCGAAGAUGUCAACACGGAGAUAGGACCCGGCUGUCGCUGUGGUUGCGUUAUUCAUCUCGGGAUGGUCAAGCCGAAACGAUUGCUUGGGUCCUCCUCGCACAGCUGUCCCGAUCGAAGUCUGUGGCUGAUAAAGGGCGAUGAAGGAUGCCGUGUGCGUAUGUCAAUCGAUUUCCAAAAAUUUCCCUGUGACGGCCAAUGGUUGAAGAUACGGGACGGAGAUUCGGUUGCCGACGAGCUUUUGCUACAAUUCGGAGCCGAUCGAACAGCAGAAACUUCAAGUGCAAUGGCGGAAGCAACCGGCAAUAUGUUGCUGGUGGAGUUCUUCUCGCGAAAAACUGACCAAUACGAUGAGGCAUGUAAUGCGGGAUUCUUGGGUCAAGCGGAGCAGAUCAAAUUACCCCAUAUAGCUCUUCAACCAACGGAAAAUGAUACUUCAAUUGCGAGCAAGGUGAUAAUGCCGAUUGUGGCAGGUCUGCAGAGCUACGCUAGCUUUACGAUCGCACACGUGUGUGCCAUUGUGUUUAUUUGUUUUAUCGUGUUCGUGAGCUUCUUGCUCGUGGUGCAGUACAUCUUUCGGUAUCGGAAGUACGAGCUGGCCACCAGCAGGAUGGAAGCGGCCGACUCACCUGCCCAUACACUGUUUGGAUCGAACCAAUCGAUCGAACCAGGCGCUCCCAUACAAGCACGUUCUCGGGCUGUGUCCACGACAACUCUCAUCUCCGAGAUUGUGUCGUACGUGAAGUUACGUCCACGGGUGACGACCUCCAUCCGGCACGAACGGUUCCGGGAGAGUGUGGAGUAUACGCUCGAGUCAACGAACAACAGUCGAUCGGAGGGAGUACGAUCGGAUGGAAGUUCGGAGGUCGUUAUGGAGCUGCAGGACAGAACUGCAACGGACGUGGAGGAACGGGAACACCACGGGGAGGGCGAUGAAGAAACUCCACUUCAAAGUCUUAACGAUCUUAAUCAUCCAAAUGAAGACCCAAGUUCAACUGCACCUAAGGAACGUGCUUCACAGAGCAAGGAGGUUGCGGAAUCGGAAGAUGAAAGGUCAACGACGGUCAGCUCUGCUUAUUCAUCUUUAAAUCGUGAGAAAACACCGCUGGUGGGAGGCAGAUCUAACAAAUCUAACGUGGAAAAGCUGAGAACUGGUGAACAACUCGUUAAGAGUGCUACUUGUCUAAUGACGACGUCCAGUACCAGUACAGCUACACUGACCAACGUUAGUCCCUCGGAUGUUGAAUGUUCCUCUCCAGCCGAACUUAGCAUCCGGAGUCCCUUAGCAAGACGCAACACGGGCACUUCAAUAAGGACACGCAACGCGAAGGAAAGCAAAGAGAAGCGAAAUCUUCAAAAGCUGUUGGCCGGUUCGGACUACUCUCUCGGUGCACCUUCCGAGCAGGACAUGGAGCUGGACUACUAUGACUACAAUGUGAUCAAUGCGGGUGCAGCUCCCGGUUCGUAUCUGGGGAUGGAUCCAGCUUUUCUCGUCUGGAUUCCGCCCCUAGACGAUGGGUCCGAUGAAGACACCAAGCAUCGCCAAGAAGCUGCAUCCGAUGAUGAUGACGAAUUAACCGAACUUGCAAAUCGUGUAGGCGAUCGAAUGGGAUCGGACUCGCGGUGCGACAGUAUAACCCCUAGCGAAGAACUCAUCCGACAGCUGGCCGAACAGAAACAGAACGAUUACGUGAUCGUUUCGAACAGCAUCUCCAAGAGUGAUAUCUGUUCCGAAAGUGAUGGUGCAUCAACGGAUGGGAAAAUACCAUCGGAACGGCGAAGAAGAAAACUGCACGACUUGAUAUUGGUACGAAGGAACGGUGGUGGCAAUGGUACUGGUGGUAGUCCAGGUGAUAACGGAUCCGGAUCAUCCGUACGGAAAAGUUCCUCCGAUGAAUCGACGGAGGAAAGGGAAAAGGAAACGUCCUUCACGAAGUCACCGGUCGACAACAAACAGAUAAGUGAUUUCUACGAAAUGGCCGACAUAGCUUUUGCGGACGAUGAGGCAGACGAAGAGGAAGAGGAGGAGAAGGAACAUGAAGACGCGGAAGAUGCUCAUUCUGGGGGGUUUUGUGUAGAUCGUCCAAAGGGUGGUACGAUCGUACUAUCAACGGCAGCAAGUGCAAAGUUAGAACCAAACAGCUUAGUAAUGACAGAAUCCACUAAGUAUCAACAUGUAGUGACAGGUGUUUUGCACCGCGAGGGCGACAAGAUGGUUCAGUAG
This is a messenger RNA of Anopheles maculipalpis, 3707 nucleotides long. RefSeq lists its product as uncharacterized. The transcript is spliced from 7 exons. Gene Ontology annotation, cellular component: cell periphery. The coding region runs from base 21 to 3707 and encodes 1228 amino acids. The record is from RefSeq and is a predicted model, not a curated record. Lineage: Eukaryota; Metazoa; Arthropoda; Insecta; Diptera; Culicidae.